This is a messenger RNA of Poeciliopsis prolifica (blackstripe livebearer), 2704 nucleotides long. RefSeq lists its product as uncharacterized. Gene Ontology annotation, molecular function: enzyme regulator activity. The transcript has 13 exons. The record is from RefSeq and is a predicted model, not a curated record. Gene Ontology annotation, biological process: regulation of hormone secretion; neuropeptide signaling pathway. Bases 156 to 1886 code for a protein of 576 amino acids. Gene Ontology annotation, cellular component: secretory granule. NCBI's taxonomy places the organism in Eukaryota, Metazoa, Chordata, Actinopteri, Cyprinodontiformes, Poeciliidae.
UGAAUGCAACACUUCCCUUCUUCUGUGUCCCAGGUGAAACUCAUCAGUAUAAUUAGCAUAUUAGAGCUUUCUUCUAUGUCUGUAGGUUCAUUUUCUUAGGUAUUUUGCCAGGUUCACAGAAAACUGCUGGCUGCUCUUGGAUUCUUGUUUUUGAAAUGAAGAUUACAGACAGUAACGUGAUUAGAUUUCACCUCCAAGCCCUUUAUGGGAUUCAUGUGAAGAACUUUGCAAAGAAGAAAGGGAAAUUGGUGUACACUGGAGCCAAGGUGUUUGGGGUCCCUCUGGAAAAUUUGCCCAGACGAUACAUUCCUGAAUUUGGUCUUGUACCCUGCUUUUUAGUGGAUGGUUGCUCUUUUCUGUUGGACCGUAUUGCUACUGUGGGCCUGUUCAGAAAACCAGGCUCCCUUCCUCGUGUUAAGAUCCUCAGGGAGAAAUUGAAUCGUGGGGAUGAUGCCUUGUCCACUGCUUCCCCCUAUGAUAUCGCUACCCUGGUCAAACAGUUUUGCAGGGAGCUUCCUGAGCUCCUGUUCCCAUCUGAGGUUCAUGCAGCCCUGCUGAAAGCGCAGGCCAUCCCUGACCUCCAGGCCAAGAUGGCCGCCCUCCAGUUACUGUCCUGUUUGCUUCCAGCCAGAAACUCAUCCUGCUUGCAGUAUCUGUUUGACUUCCUUCACAAAGUUUCUCAGAGAUGCUCUGACAACUUGAUGACCAGCUCCAAUCUGGCCACAGUCUUCGUCCCAUGUCUCUUACCGCCGCCCAACAAAACCGAAAUGUCACAAGAACGACUUGAACUUCGAGUUCUUGUCCUGCGCACUUUCAUAGAGUUUCCUCAUGUUUUUGGUGUGAUUCCUAAAUCUGUUAUGGACAGCAUGAAAUAUUUUAUUCAUCUGGAGGAUGUGUGCAAGAAAAGAAACCAAAAGAUGCGCAGCUUAACAGUAAAACGAUCUGAGAAGAUUAUGCUCUGGAUUCAGAGUAAGCCAAAGCUCAGACUAACAGUUUCUGAGCCGACUCUUAUCUGCGUAACGAGAGGUGACCCAAAGCUGAGGAGAAGCAUUGGUCUGGAAACCUUCCCCAACAUCCAGCUGUUCAGGACAAGCAUGCCUAACAAAGAUCAAAGCUGCAGAUCUUCAAACAAAACUUUUGUUACUGCCCUGGAGAGACUGCAGCACAAAAACUGGAGGAGACUGUCUCAAUGCUUCGUGUGCGCUUCUUCACCCCCGCAGAUGACAGAAAUGGGAUCCUCGGCGCGGCUCUCUCUGCUCGGACUGCUGCUGGGCCUGCAGCUCGGUGGAGCUGCAGCCCGCAGCCCCCGCACGGCGGUGGACCAGGUGUCCGAGGCCGACAUCCAGCGGCUGCUGCACGGCGUCAUGGAGCAGCUGGGCAUCGCUCGGCCCCGGGUGGAGUACCCCGCACAUCAGGCCACGAACAUCGUAGGGCCUCAGAGCAUACAAGGUGGUGCUCAUGAAGGCCUGCAGCACCUCGGUCCUUACGGAAACAUCCCAAACAUCGUGGCUGAGCUGACAGGCGACAAUGUUCCCAAAGACUUCAGCGAUGACCACAGCUACCCAGACCCUCCAAACCCCUGCCCCCUGGGAAAAACUGCAGGAGAUGGUUGCUUGGAAAAUGCUCCGGACACGGCUGAGUUCAGCAGGGAGUUUCAGAAACACCAGCACCUCUUCGACCCAGAGCAUGACUACCCCGCUCUGGGAAAGUGGAACAAAGAGCUUUUAUACCAAAAGCUGAAGGGAGGACCAAAGAGAAGGAAAAGGAGCAUCAACCCUUAUUUACAGGGUCAAAGGUUGGACAACGUGGUUGCCAAGAAAUCUGUUCCCAAUUUCUCCGAAGAAGAAGCGUCGACCACCGCGGCUCCCAGCAAACCUGCAAUCUGAAAUGUGGGAAAACUUGGAAAAUGUUUGUAGGCUCCACAUUCAAGGAUUUGUUUCAUCAGUCAUUGGGACAGUGUUUUCAGCAGAAACGCUGCAUUUUCAUUGACUUAAAAUUCUGCCAAGAUCUAUCUGGUGAUUCGCCUAAAGCACGUGUCAAACUCGAGGCCUGGGGGCCAAAUCUGGCCCGCCGUAGCUUUUUAUGUGGCCCUCUAGACUCCAGAUCGCAUCAAUUAGUCCCUCCAGUUUUACACAAAGCUGCAGAAUUUAUGCAAAAUCUGCAGAUUCUCACAUUUUUUUUAUUUUUACUGCAAAGUUUUCUCAAAAUUGGCCAAAGAGUUUAAGUGCCUCAACUUUACCUGAUGUUGAGCUACAGUCCAGGACCGAUGCAGCAAUUAAUAAAAAUCCAAAUUUGGCAUCAUAAUUAUAAUUGAAACUUCUUACAAAAAUUUCUAAAUUAGUGCCACAAAAACUAUCUCAAAAUCUUGGAUGUGUGAAAAGAUGUUAAAUAUUUAAUUUUAAGAAACGGCUAUUUAUUGACAUUGACAAUGUCUGGAGGUUAAAUUAUAGCUUAUUUAUUCACAGCAGUACAGAGAAAACUUUUACUCACAUUUUUUAAAAAUUUUAUGAUUCAUUUGUCUCUUAAACAUCCAUAAACCUGCUUUUAUUUAAAAUCUGCUUAUGAACAUCUUCACUGCCGCAUGACACAUAUUUGGAGCUUUUUCUCUUCAUGAUGCAGUGACUCUUAUCUUGUUUACUGCAUCUUGUCAAAAUGUUUGUCUUCUGUUCUUGUUUUGUAAAGUCAAAUAAACGACUUAUCUGCA